Molecule: messenger RNA, 1882 nt
Organism: Melitaea cinxia (Glanville fritillary)
Lineage: Eukaryota; Metazoa; Arthropoda; Insecta; Lepidoptera; Nymphalidae
Gene: br
Product: broad-complex core protein
Exons: 6
Coding region: 60-1472 (470 amino acids)
Biological process (GO): regulation of transcription by RNA polymerase II
Cellular component (GO): nucleus
Molecular function (GO): protein binding
Source: RefSeq, a predicted model, not a curated record
ACUAUUUUUCACAGAUAACAACCACAUGACUCGAUAAUUGGCGGUAAAAAAGAAUCAAGAUGGUGGACACACAGCACUUUUGCCUGCGGUGGAACAACUACCAGAGCAGCAUCACCAGCGCGUUCGAGAACCUUCGAGAUGAUGAAGAUUUUGUGGAUGUGACCCUCGCCUGCGAUGGGAAGAGUUUGAAGGCGCACAGAGUCGUUUUAUCAGCGUGCAGCCCGUAUUUUCGAGAAUUGUUAAAGUCAACGCCAUGCAAGCACCCAGUGAUCGUGCUCCAAGACGUGGCGUUCCCGGACCUUCACGCGCUCGUUGAGUUCAUCUACCACGGCGAGGUGAACGUCCACCAGCGGAGCCUCUCAUCCUUUCUGAAGACCGCUGAGGUGCUCCGCGUAUCGGGGCUCACCCAGAACGAUGACGCUCAGGGGCCUCUCGUGCAGAGCAUCGCUCGCGCAGCGGCCGCAGCGGCGUCAUCCCCCCACACACCGCCUCACCCCGCGCACACCCCCCACACCCCCCAUACCCCGCACACACCCAGCUACACCGAGAAACUCGAGGAAGCACUGUUGCACCCUCCACCCAUCAUGCGUCGCAUCCCCCUCCCGCCUCGCCGCAUGUCACGCUCAGCUGACAACUCACCCGACGUCAUCAAGCGAGCCCGUCACGACAACAACAACGAGCAGCCUCAGAUACACGAUUUCUCAACAAAGAGCCACUCGAUGGUGAACAACACUCGAGCUCAUGAGCAGGGGAACAACGGGAACGGGAUAUCGAACUCGAGCUCGUCCCCUUCCCCGAGGCUGAUGGAUGAAGUCAAGAACGAGCCGCUCGACAUGAUCUGCCCCUCGAACCCGGACAUCGAUAGGAGUACGGACGACACACCGCCUCAUUCCCAUCACAGACCACUUGGAGGCGGGCCGCCGUCGCGUGCGAGCUCAGCUGAAGCAGACGACCGCACCCCGCCCCCGCAACUGCCACCCUCGCCGUUCAUAUCGCCCGCAGAGACUAAGCUGUUCGCACCGCAACACAACUACAACUACAGCAUGACGGCCCUCACUGAUCCAUCUGCACUAGCCGGUCUGUCGAGCCCGCUGGCACCGGACGGCAUGGCGAGCACAUCACAAGCCGUACCGCCCCUCCGUAUGCCCCCGCCGACGGCCGGCGGUAUCAACGAGCCGCAAGAGUGUCCCUACUGCCGCAGGACAUUCUCUUGUUACUAUUCCUUGAAACGACACUUCCAAGACAAGCACGAGCAGUCCGACACGCUGUACGUGUGCGAGUUCUGCCACCGGAGGUACCGGACCAAGAACUCGCUGACGACGCACAAGAGCCUGCAGCACCGCGGCUCCAGCGGCAUGCUGAAGCGGCUGCUGAAGACGUCGGCGCUGCACGGCGCGCUGGCGCCCGCGCCGCACCACCUGUUCGACCUGGGCGCCGGCGAGCGCGCGCCGCUGCCGCCCGGCCUGCAAUGACCGGAGCUGGCGGGCUAGUUCGAGUGCGAUGUGCGGACGGUGCGGGGCGGGGCCGGACUCUGCCGCAGCUUCACCGGCUAAGUGUGUAUUAUAAGCGUAGUAAAAUAUUGACGUUAGUUUGUAAACAAUGAACAGUAUUCGCACGCGCCGCGUGGGCGCUCGUCUCGUGGACGAUCGGACGGUGUUCAAUAUGACAAUGUAAUUCAGAGCAAUACUAAAGUAUUAAUGUGUCUAGUACUGCCAAAUCGAUGCCAACUCUAUCCUAGAGAGGAAAGAUUACAUUUUUAAUAUCAAUUUUGCGGAUAAAUGUCUAGUGUCAAAUUAGAUUCGGUAACUGUACAAAAGGAAAACGUACAAAUUUUAAACAGUAAAUUUUAAAAUAUUGAAAGAAAAUAUUUUUUAAAGAGACU